Molecule: messenger RNA, 258 nt
Organism: Protopolystoma xenopodis
Lineage: Eukaryota; Metazoa; Platyhelminthes; Monogenea; Polystomatidea; Polystomatidae
Source: the annotation of a GenBank genome assembly
AUGGACAUUGCGAAGGAACGUUUUAUUAUUCGUGGAGAGCUGAUUGACCCCGACGAACGCCAGCCGCGUGUUUAUUAUGGCACUGAGUUCAUCUAUCAUCGCGGGGUACGUUCAACACAUCCCGGUACAGAUAUUGUGACAGCUUUGGGCCCAGUGAGUGGAGAGAUCGCAAUUGAAGCUCUGAGACUGCCCGGAUUAAAUGAAGUGGAAGAACCAAUUGUUGUACAUAUCAGCUACCUGAAUCCUAUCACUUGGUGA